AUACCAGGAGUUUGUCAGGGAACUGUUUCCAAAGCCAUAAUGAAUAAUCAGGCUGUUAGUAAAAGAAGCCUCUCCAAGUUAUAGCAUUUUUUAAAAAUUCUAGUAGUGAAGAAAAUAAUUAAAAGCCCAUCUGGUUGAGAUAGUAAUUCAUUAAGGAAAAAGAGGAGGCAGAAGGCUGGGGAAUAAUCGAUCCUUUUCUUUCUUUAUUUCAUGUGUUUCAGUUAUUGUGAAAUGAUAGUGAUCAAAAUCUGGAUUCUGGAUUGUGCAGAAUGCAGGAAAAUCCUAGGAACAUUCUUGGCGUGUUCUAAUAGUGGCUUCCCAGAAACGAGUGUUUUCAGUGGGUGUGGCGUCAUUGAGCUGAUGUGCUUUUGCAAGGGGUCUCUUUAGAAGUGGUAGGGGCAGGGUCGAGAGAAGAAGGGGAUGCAGAAUCUGUACAUGAGGAAGGAGCCAGAGUCACUCAGGAAACUCCUCAUUCUUCCUGCGCUGGCUGUGGCACACCCACCGGUGGCACACCCCUCCCUCGGGUCCAGUUCAGCCCACAGACUCCUGGGAGGAGAGCCAGGGCCCCAGCCUCUCCUUUGAGGAGUGUUGCAGCCUUUCUGUGUGCCAGAUGCCUAGUGAAGAAAAGCUGAAACCCUGGAGCUUUGUGCAUGUUAAUGACCUUGGAAAUGACUGAGCUCACGGACCCUCAUCACACCAUGGGAGACUACAAAGUGGCCCACCCUCAGGACCCUCACCACCCAUCAGAGAAGCCUGUCAUUCACUGCCAUAAAUGUGGGGAGCCUUGCAAGGGUGAAGUGCUUCGGGUCCAGACCAAACAUUUCCACAUCAAGUGUUUCACCUGCAAAGUGUGUGGCUGUGACCUGGCACAAGGGGGCUUCUUCAUAAAGAACGGAGAGUAUCUCUGCACCCUGGACUACCAGCGGAUGUACGGGACACGCUGCCAUGGCUGUGGGGAGUUCGUGGAGGGCGAAGUGGUGACUGCUCUGGGCAAGACCUACCAUCCCAAUUGCUUUGCUUGUACUAUCUGCAAGCGCCCGUUUCCACCCGGAGACCGAGUCACAUUCAAUGGGAGAGACUGCCUUUGUCAACUCUGUGCACAGCCGAUGUCGUCCAGUCCGAAAGAAACCACCUUCUCCAGCAAUUGUGCCGGCUGCGGAAGAGAUAUCAAGAAUGGGCAGGCGCUGCUGGCGCUGGAUAAGCAGUGGCACUUGGGGUGCUUUAAAUGCAAGUCCUGCGGGAAGGUCCUCACCGGGGAGUACAUCAGCAAGGAUGGUGCUCCGUACUGUGAAAAGGACUACCAGGGACUCUUUGGGGUGAAAUGUGAGGCGUGUCACCAGUUUAUCACAGGGAAAGUCCUGGAGGCAGGUGACAAACAUUACCACCCCAGCUGUGCACGAUGCAGCAGAUGCAACCAGAUGUUCACAGAAGGAGAGGAAAUGUAUCUUCAAGGCUCCACCGUUUGGCAUCCCGACUGUAAGCAAUCUACGAAGACCGAGGAAAAGCUGCGGCUGCCAAACAUUCGGCGUUCUUCAUCCGAUUUCUUUUAUUCCAAAAGUCUGAUUCGACGCACAGGACGGUCUCCGUCUCUGCAGCCUACCAGGACAUCCUCGGAAAGUAUUUAUUCUAGGCCAGGCUCCAGUAUUCCUGGCUCACCAGGUCAUACUAUCUAUGCAAAAGUAGACAAUGAGAUCCUGGAUUACAAGGAUUUAGCAGCCAUUCCGAAGGUCAAGGCAAUUUAUGACAUUGAACGUCCAGAUCUUAUUACCUAUGAGCCUUUCUACACUUCGGGCUAUGAUGACAAACAGGAGAGACAGAGCCUUGGAGAGUCUCCGAGGACUUUGUCUCCUACUCCAUCAGCAGAAGGGUACCAGGAUGUUCGGGAUCGGAUGAUCCAUCGGUCCACGAGCCAGGGCUCCAUCAACUCCCCUGUGUACAGCCGCCACAGCUACACUCCAACCACGUCCCGCUCUCCCCAGCAUUUCCACAGACCUGAGCUUUUGUCUCCUGGUGUGCAGAGGUUGUCGUACCUGCGCACCAGCAGCCUCAGCCCCACCCACAGCGACUCCCGCCCCAACCCCCCUUUCCGACACCACUUCAUUCCCCAUAUCAAAGGCAAUGAGCCGUCCAGCGGCCGGAACUCCCCUCUCCCUUACCGGCCAGACAGCCGCCCUCUAACUCCAACUUACGCUCAGGCCCCUAAACAUUUCCAUGUUCCAGAUCAAGGAAUCAACAUUUACCGAAAGCCACCCAUCUACAAACAGCAUGAUGCAGCUGCCUUGGCAGCCCAGAGCAAGUCCUCAGAAGAUAUCAUCAAGUUUUCCAAGUUCCCAGCAGCCCAGGCACCAGACCCCAGCGAGACACCAAAGAUUGAGACGGACCACUGGCCUGGUCCCCCCUCAUUUGCUGUCGUAGGACCUGACAUGAAACGCAGAUCUAGUGGCAGAGAGGAAGAUGAUGAGGAACUUCUGAGACGUCGGCAGCUUCAAGAAGAGCAAUUAAUGAAGCUUAACUCAGGCCUGGGACAGUUGAUCUUGAAAGAAGAGAUGGAGAAAGAGAGCCGGGAAAGGUCAUCUCUGUUAGCCAGUCGCUACGAUUCUCCCAUCAACUCAGCUUCACAUAUUCCAUCAUCUAAAACUGCAUCUCUCCCUGGCUAUGGAAGAAAUGGGCUUCACCGGCCUGUUUCUACCGACUUCGCUCAGUAUAACAGCUAUGGGGAUGUCAGCGGGGGAGUGCGAGAUUACCAGACACUCCCAGAUGGCCACAUGCCUGCAAUGAGAAUGGACCGAGGAGUGUCUAUGCCCAACAUGUUGGAACCAAAGAUAUUUCCAUAUGAAAUGCUCAUGGUGACCAACAGAGGGCGAAACAAAAUCCUCAGAGAGGUGGACAGAACCAGGCUGGAGCGCCACUUAGCCCCUGAAGUGUUUCGGGAAAUCUUUGGAAUGUCCAUACAGGAGUUUGACAGGUUACCUCUUUGGAGACGCAACGACAUGAAGAAAAAAGCAAAACUCUUCUAAGUCCCACUCGUGAAUGGCAAUUAGAGAAAGGACUGACAGUGGCGGUGCCCCAUAGGAUGUCAUAUUGAGGCCCAAACUUGAUUGGAGAAUUUGCAAACUACCGUCGCUCAGCAACACCAAAAAGAGAAAGUCUGGUUAAAACACCAUGAGUCAAAUGUCGGGCCAGCCAACAGUAACACUUGCCAAGAAGCAUGGCGUAGAAAUUUCUAUGUUCCGAAACACAGAGUAGUGUCCACAUGUGAGCUUUUCACAUUACCUUAUGUAUACAACAGGAGCUGCGUUGUUUUCUUCUUUUUCUUUUCCUUUAUCUGUUGUCCAACAACAGUGCUGACUGUCCGGAUAAGAGCUGGCAAGUGCCCUUAGGAUGCCGCAUGGGAAAAAUCGGUUAUCAUAAUUUCAAAGUAUAAAUAUAUUUAUUAAGUAGCGCUGCGGCUAAGAAGGAAGAGUGAGGGGUCUGUCCAUGGGGUGGCAGUGAUUUCACACCCGCCUUUCUUGAAUGGCUUCGUGUUACUCAGCCGUGCCCUGGCAGGAAUGGAACUCCAUCAGGGAACAGGGCAGCUCUGUUUGAAUGGGGUGAAAAACAGCAAAAUUAAUUCUUAGCAAGCUCCUUGUUCUCUACUGUUCACCGGGACCUGGCUGGCAAAUGACUUAGCUAUUAGUAUAUUUAAAAACUGUUCAAAAGCAAAAGAGAAGGAACAGGAAUGAAAGGAAACCUUCCCUUAACUCUUUCUGCUUCCCAUAGCAGGUCUGGUUCCUGCUCCCCGCCUAGGACAGGAGCUGUCUGGAGCUCCACCUUUGCAAAGAAAGGAAAAACACAAAUUGCCCCCAGAUUGGCCCAGUGGCAUGCCAUUAGGUGAUUUUGCAUAGGGGCCAUAUCAUUCAUGGCCAAAAAAAACCAAAAAGCAAAAAACAAAAACAAGUCCCAUGUCCUACUGACUCUAGUUCUUCCAGUCGUUAUCCUCUGCUGUCUCUCUGGCAUCCUAUGAAUCAGAUCAAGCCCAUGCUGUUGUUGGUUUUUAAGGUUUCUUUCAAUAAUAGGCUAAGGAAAGACAUGUUUUUCUCUUUUAAAUCUCUGCAACUCCAAAGUAGACUCCUUCGAACGUAUUUAAUUUGGCCUUUUCAGCUUUCUUCUUGCCCAGCUCUGUCGAAUUCAUGGGUGUGUGUGCACAUGUUGGUUUCACUCACCCAGAGUAAUUUUGUGAGCAUGCAUGUGCUUUUUAAUUUCUGCUUGAAUGUUUGUCCUGCUGUGUUGCAGCUUCUAAAGACAUUGUCACCGAGUGUGUGUGACUCAAAGAUCAAGAGUGAGGCUAAACUGCGACCCCAACAUCACUUCCUUCAUGGAAAGGUGUUGGCGCUGAUGUAGCUCAUGGAAGGAUCAGACUGGGAACCACAGAGGAAGGAUGAGGUGGGAUGUGGAGGUCAGAGCAUCUCACGAGAGUCCCUCAGGCUCUGCAACACUAGAUUCGAAUAUGAGCCUAGGGUUUCCCCAACACGUGCGUGCAUAUGAAACCACAUCAUGAUUCCCGACGUGAGUUAGAUGAGGGAGAGUUUGUGUAACUCCACACCCAGGAGGGUAAGCCACUUUAUUAUCAUGCUUUGGGGCUGUGCUUAAGAAUUUAAGCUCUGUUUUAAAGCCGAAGAAGAAAACAUUUGAAUUUACCUUCAUAUGCCACUAAGAACAAAAGCUCUGAAGUUCUUCCUGCUGGCACCAAAUAUUAGGAUUACAAGCUGUCUCUCUGACACCAGUGGUAAAAAAGCAAGUAGAAUAGUUUCUGAGUCUGUGUUGCAGCCUCUGACACGUGGCUCACCGCUGUCAUUUGGGGGAUGGAAUGAACAGUCACUGUUCUAUAGCAUCCUCCUGUGCUCUUACCUAAGGAAUCUAAAUUGUCCUAGCCUUCCAUUGCUAUGCACUGAAUGAGGACUACUCUCGUGUGUGUGUGUGUGUGUGUGUGUGUGUGUGUGUGUGUGUGUGUGUGUGUUGGAUCUACUAACAUGUUUAGCAAAUGGCUCUGACAGGGUGGCCAUGAGCAGAUGAGACCAGCUCUUGCUUGGUUGGAAGCCACACUGCAGUUUGCAGUUUAGCCUUUGGUGUCUCAGUGGCUUCUUGCUUAUUCCAUGCUUUUUCUAUCCCAUCCUCUCUCUGUGCCCUCCUGCAAUGGCAGCCUUGGCACAAUGCCUGGGUGUCCUCAUCCUUGCUUUACUCUGGAAAGUGUGGGGAUGGAGAGGAUGGUGCAUUUCCAGUGCUUCCUUACCUGUCAAUAACAAUGGUGGCCACCUGGGUCCCAGCACUUGGCUGGUGGAGAGAUUUUUUUCAUUAUGGAGCUAAUAAAGGGUCCCUACGUUUUACAUUGAUUAAUGAAUUAUCACCCAGACAUGUGCAGAUGAAAUGUCAAUAUAAGAAAAAUCAAGGUAUUUGGGAAACAUGGGCAUAAUCAGGUAGUUUUGCUAAAAUUCCUCUUCCUUGGUCUACAUAAAGAAGACAUGGGUCUGUCAUAGAAUGGGGACAUUAGACUGAAAACUGGGACAACCCCCUUCCUUAUUUUAUAGAGACUAGGAGUUAAGGGGCCUGCCUAAGAUUGCAGUGAUAAAGAACUGAACCCUAAAUCAGCUCCCACUAAUGAAACCCUGCUUUCCUUGUAUCUUUUAAACUCAGUUCUGCAUCCAACUUGAGAAGAAAAAAAGCUUCUUUCCAUAUCAAGUACCAUAUGAGUUCAUUUAAACUGCACCUUGCAGAAAUGCAUUGCCAGAAAGCACCAGUAGCCUCCUAUCUGCAAGCAGAGUAGUGCUCUGCUCUGGGGAGGGGUCAUUGGAAACCAUAAUGCAGAGUGGGCCCCCUACUCCAUUUCCCAGCAAAAGGCUCCAGCUGGAGGGAUGGGUUGUGGGGCAACCUGGUUCCUGCUAACUGCCAGAUUGAAUGUGUGGGCUAGAAUGCCUGCACAUUUAGUUAAACUGGGCUCAGCAUGCUUGUCCUCAAAAUGUCCAUCCUGGUCACAGCACACAAGAUGGCUAUUGGUCUGCUUUUACCCUACCCUGUACUAUACAUGAAAAUUCCAGUUAUUAACACACUCAAACUGGUGGAGCUUGUUCACCCUAGGAAGGGGAUUGUAUAUAUGGCAGGCUUCCCUGGUGCCGAUGUAAAGGGCUACAUUUGGGAACAUUUGACUUCCUUGGGACUCUUAAGUGCAUAAUGAUGGCAUGAAGUAAAAGGGGCCUCAAUGAUGAUAGGAAAAUCAGUUCUUUUAAAAUUUCUUCAAGAAAAUCCAGGCUAUCACAUAGUCUUUCUGUGUGACUUAUUAGGAGAUAGGAAGAGCAUUGGGAAACUUGCACAGCUAGCUAUGCAUCUACAUUUUGGUUUGGGGUUAGUUAUGAAAUGUUCUUAAUAUGACGUGUUCAAUAACUUCACAUAAACUUCCUGUUCUCCAAAACCUCAAAGAGAUAGAGUUAAUGAGUUGUUGUUUUUUUUUAAAUGGGGGUAGUUUUCUAUCUGUCAUGGGCUCUAGCAUCUACUCCGCUACCCAAUUCUGUCAUCUCCAAGCUGAGUUUCCUCUUCUGAGGCAGAGGCUGGAGCAGUUCUUUUUCAGUUCUCAUCCUCUCCAUCCCAAUCCAGUAUAUCAAUCAACUCUAACUCGGAGACGUCUAGCUGGCAAUGUUUCUAAAACUUUCACUGGAUUUCUUUAGACAUUGAAGCAAACAUUUUUUUCUAAGAAUUGCUUCUCAGAUGAUGAUAUCAAAUGUAUAUGCUUUUGCAAGUUUGAAAAGUUCAAAUUAACCACUUUUGACUAGGUAAGUCUUUCUAAAAACCAUUUAAAGCUAACUGGGUCUUAGCAUCCUCCUGUGUAUGGAAGAGACAGGUGACCGCUCCAGGUUGGGUGCUCACAGAACCCUUUUCCUGACUCUCAUGGAAGAUGGUGGAAGGAAAAUAGACUGUCUCAUCAACCCUCCUGUGUCCUCUGAAGCAAUCUCAGUUUUUAUUAACCACCUCUUCUGUGUUUCUGGUAGCUAUUUAACCUGUAUUUAAUCUGUACUUCCUAUGCCAGCCUCAAUUUUAUUUGAUUUUUACAAUUAUUCUCUUCUAACCAAUGAAGUGUUUGUCAGUAUGCCCCAAAGCUUGCUCUUUUGUGCUCCCUUUUGAAUAACUUUCUAUCCAGAAAAAGAGAUUAUUUGGGACUUGAGAUUUGCAGUGAUACCAACUUAUAGCAAUGAUGUACUUUAAGGGAACUACCCAACUAUGUUGUGAUAGAAGAAAGAGAAACCUUCACUUUGGCAUUUUUUUUUAAUCACUGUUUAUUUUUCUGUUUGCGGCCCAGGAAGCAGUGGGAGGUGGUGGCAGAUAUGCUUUGCAUAUGGAUUGUUAUGUUUUUAUUUGGGCAAGUUUAAUCAUGGAAAACUCAAAAAGAAGGGGGGAAAUGGUCAGUUUAAGCCAAAAGAAACUUUCUAAACAAUGUAUAGGUACACAGCAAAAUUAAACAAAUCCAACAAUUUCUGAAGCUUAGUGUAAUUGAGUGGUGGUUGUUAUUCAAUAAAAUUAUUCCCAAAAGUGUUUCUCCUAAGAGUGCAGUUCCCAUGAGUCACUUCCUGAACCCAUUGACCAAAGGUGGACAGAGACAAUCCUGUAGACCUUGACAUUCAGAAAGAUGUGAGCUGCUUACUGAUCAUAUAUGCAUACGUUUCUUUACAGCAGAGGAAACCAUUGUCCACAAAACUGAUGUUCUUUUGGGGUUUUAUGUACAGACUUGUCCAAUCAUGUGUGUGGUUCCUGCGAGUUGCUGAUGACUCCGCAUUGAAGCUCUCUGAGUUCUUUGAUUUUAAGUUGGGUUUAUGGAAUUUUUUCAAAUGUUGGAAGGUGUGUGGUUCUUCCUGCCCUCCCUCCCCUUUUGGAAAUAUGAAAGCAAAUGUUUAGAAGAAUUCCUUUUGAAAAGCUGUGUCGUGUUCCCUGUGAAACUGAGCAGGUGUGUGUUGGCGCGCUAAGUGCCACAUGCUUGUGUGUAGAGGAGGAGGUGGCCCUGCCGGCUCCGCGCUGCUGUGCCUGUGAUCCCUACCUGCUCCCCGCUCCUGUUGCCAGCAGCACUCACUGCACUCCUUUGUCAUAUACUCUGCAUCACUGUCAUACUCACAACUUCGUGAAUAAAGUUGUGUGCUUUAUUCGUAGA
Homo sapiens (human) is the source of this 8167-nucleotide messenger RNA. It is a transcript of the gene ABLIM1, whose product is annotated as actin binding LIM protein 1. Gene Ontology annotation, biological process: lamellipodium assembly; cytoskeleton organization; cilium assembly. NCBI's taxonomy places the organism in Eukaryota, Metazoa, Chordata, Mammalia, Primates, Hominidae. The record is from RefSeq and is a predicted model, not a curated record. Gene Ontology annotation, cellular component: actin cytoskeleton; postsynaptic density; stress fiber. Gene Ontology annotation, molecular function: actin binding. The transcript is spliced from 25 exons. Bases 651 to 3017 code for a protein of 788 amino acids.